UUCCUACGGAAUUGGCGGCAAAGUUGUUGUUAAAAUAUUAAACAUUAAUAUAAUACCAAAUAAUCAAUAACUUUUGUUGUAGUAAUAUGGCUAAACGACAAAGUACAUUGUUUAAUUAUUUUUCAAGCCCAAAGGUUGCAAAGAAAGAAGAUACAAAGAAAGAACCUGCUAAAAGUGAUGAUGAGGAAGAAAUAAUUACAACCAAGAAACGUCAUAGACAAGUAAUCGAUGACUCUUCAGAUAGCGAUAAUGAAGGAAACAAAAAGAAAACUUCUAAAAGAGAUGUCAGAUCAAGUAGUAGCUCGGAAGCAGAAAAUUCAUCUCCAAAUAAAUCAAAAAAAGGCAGCGUCAAAAAUAACAAGAUUAAGGACGACCCUGAUGAGGAGAGUGUAAGUCCCAAAAAGUCGGUAAAAGGCCUCUUUACCAAACCAGUUUCAAAUGGAUCUCAAAAUAAAAAGAAUAAGGAUGACUCCGAUGAGGAAACUGUAAGCCUAAAAAAGCCGGUAAAAGGCCUUCUAAACAAACCAGUCUCAAAUGAAUCUCAAGGUCAAGAGUCAUCAACGAAUAAUGAAGCUACUGAUAUGCACACCAGUUGGUUACAUAACACUUUAGACUUCUUGAAGCCUGAAAAUAUUAGAGACAUUAAUAAAAGAAAACCAGAUCAUCCAGAGUAUGAUUGUCGAACUUUGUAUGUCCCCGAGAAGUAUUUAACUACCUUAACACCGGUUAUGAAACAGUGGUGGGAGUUAAAGAGUCGACACAUGGAUACAGUUUUGUUUUUCAAAGUUGGAAAAUUUUAUGAACUUUACCACAUGGAUGCGGUUGUUGGUGUUAUUGAACUUGGAUUUUCAUAUAUGAAGGGAGAAUUUGCACAUUCAGGAUUUCCAGAGAGUGCAUAUGGAAAAAUGUUGCCUAUAUUGCUGGAACAAGGAUAUAAAGUAGCAAGAGUUGAACAAACUGAAACUCCAGAAAUGAUGGCCGAAAGAUGCAAGGGUAAAUCAACUACUAAAUAUGACAAAGUUGUCAAGAGAGAACUUUGUCAAAUUACAUCAGAUGCCAUUUGUGUAUACACUGCUCAGAUGGAAGAUUGGCAGAAUGAGAAACCUCGUUUUAUGUUUGCUAUAUGUACGAAAGAAGGUGCUUAUGGAAAUGCCAGGAUUGGAGUUUGUCUUGUCGAGACCUCAAUGGGAUUUUUCCAUCUGUCCGAAUUUGAUGACGAUAAACAUUUUUCUAGACUGCUUGCACUUUUCACAGAAUUUCCACCUGUAUUGAUUCUGACAGAAAAAGGUACUGUAAGCAAGGAACUUUCUGAACUGUUACAAACCCAUUUCAAGGACAUCAAACAAGAUUCGUUAGUAACGAAGUCUCAGUUUUAUACUGCUUAUGAUACGUUAGAAAAACUUUCUUCAGCAUGUUACUUCAGAGACAGUGAAGGAAAUUUUGCCUGGCCUGAAAUUUUUAAGACCCUAGCUGAUGAUUGUAUGCCGAAACCAGAAUAUGAGUUAGCGAUAAGGUCUUUAGGUGCCUGUAUGUGGUACCUCAAGGAUUGUAAAGUUGACAUUCAAGUUUUAUCCAUGAAAAAAUUCCAGUGGUAUGACCCGUUGGAUUUUACCCUAAAAGAUAAGCGUAAACAAGAUCACUUAGUACUUGACUCAGCCACUAUACAUAAUUUGGAGUUACUUGGUUUUUCAAAUACGUUGAAAAGCGUCUUGGACCAUUGUAAAACAUCAUUUGGAAAAAGGUUAUUGACAAGGUGGAUUUGCAGACCAUUAUGUGACCCAGUAAAAAUCAAAGAGAGGCAAAAUGCAAUCAAGCAUUUAGUUAAUGAUACCAGUUUGUUACAGGACGCCCAAAAUAUUCUUAAAGAGACACCUGAUCUAGAACGUCUGUUAAUGAAAAUACACACGUAUGGUAGCAAAUCACUUACAACUCAGCACCCAGAUGGAAAAGCAAUACUAUACGAUAACAAGACUUAUUCAAGAAAUAAAAUUAGAGAUUUCUUGAAAACUUUAAAGGGAUUUGAAAAAGCUUGUGAAAUUACUCAUUUGUUUAAAGGCUGUGAAAACCGACUUCUGAGAAAAUUAACACAAGUGAAACCAACAGGAGGAUUUGAAGAUUUGUCUGAAACUUUAAGGUAUUUUGAGAAUGCUUUUGACCAACAAGAAGCUGAAAAAGAAGGAAAAAUCAUUCCCAGAAAAGGUGUAGUAGAGGAAUUCGAUGAUGUCGAGGAUACUAUUGAUUCCAUUAAUAAGAAGCUAAACGAUUAUCUGAAGGAACAAUCCAAAUUCUUUGGUUCUUCUCUAAAAUAUGUAGGAACGGAUAAAAAACGAUUUCAGUUAGAGGUUCCUGAGAACAAGAGUCACAAAGCCACAGAAAAAUAUCGACUAGAAGGUAGCAAAAAGGGAUCUUCAAAGAAAUUUACAACCGAUACGACACGGGCGUUGUUAGCCGAAAUGAUAGAAGCAGAAGGAAUUAGGGCCAAAGUCAUCCUGGAUAUAAGUAGAAAAAUUUUCGAGAAAUUUAGUAGCAAACAAGACCAGUUCGAUAGAGUGAUCCAAUGUUUGACAGUUCUCGAUGUAAUUUGCUCUUUAGCUGAAUACGCAAAAAACUAUUCCUACGAAAUAUGCCUACCGGAUGUACUACCAUUUAGUGACGAGCCUAAACUAAUAAUUCAAGAUGGACGUCAUCCAUGUGCUCAAAACCUGGACAGUUUUGUUCCAAACGAUACUAAGAUGGGUGUCGAAGGAUUUCCUUCCUUGAUUGUCAUAACUGGACCAAAUAUGGGUGGUAAAUCAACGCUUAUGCGACAGAUUGCUGUAAUCUGCGUUAUGGCCCAGAUGGGAAGCUAUGUUCCUGCAUCGAAGUGUGAGCUUACUCUUCUAGAUCGUAUCUUCACCCGUCUUGGUGCUCAAGAUGAUCUUACUAAAGCUCAGUCUACGUUUUAUGUGGAACUUUCAGAAGCAUCUUGUAUACUUCAGUAUGCUACGAAACAUUCACUCGUUAUCAUCGAUGAAUUGGGUAGAGGAACCUCAACGCACGAUGGAAAUGCUAUAGCAACUAGUUAUGUUAAGAAGUUAACAGAGUUUAAAUGCAGAACAACGUUUUCUACUCACUAUCACUCACUGGUCGACCAUUUCACGGAUAGUCCUGAAGUACAAUUAGGUCAUAUGGCCUGCAUGAUCGAGAAUGAAGAUAACGAAGAAGAAAUUUCCGUUGAACACGUUACGUUUUUGUAUAAAAUGGCGAAAGGCAGGUGUCCUAAAUCCUAUGGAUUUAACGCAGCUAGACUUGCUGGUCUCGAUAACAAACUCAUAUCGGAAGGAAUGGCGGUAGCUAGGCGAUUCGAAGAAAGAAAUAAACUGUGGAAUGCGUUUCAAACAUCGAUACAUUCAAAACAAAUUUCCGAUAUUCGGCGUGCCAUAACGUCUCUUUCUCUUUAAUUUCUUACAAUUGUUGCCCUAUAUUGAAUGCCUUUUCAGGUAUUUGAUUCAACUAGAAUGAACACUAGUAGAGCAGAUGGUUGAUUUUAUAUAUUUUACAUAAUUAAUAAUUGACCAUGUCACAUUUAAAAUGAAAUCCCUUCCGAAAAUGAGGUGCGGCUGCUGAUAUUGAAUAGUUUACACCCUUACAUAUCUAGUAUCUAGCCGAUUUUUUAAUUUUUAUCUCGUUUAACCCUCUUUUGCCUAAGCGAAGAAAUCCUCAACCCAUGAUAAUUUACUUUUAGCAUUUUAUUGUUUUAGGGCCCAAUUAAGCAAAAAUCAUAUUUAAAAUUAUUUCCGCCCCCUCCCCUCCCACAUAUGCGGCCCAAUGUGCACUGUGGGACAUACAUUUUAUAAAAGUAUAUUGCAAAUAAACCAGAAAGUAUUAGUGCCUAAAACUUGUGAAUAGUUAAUCUUAAAUAACAUAAUAAUAAGUCACUUGAAUAGGUUUUCAUAAAAAAAAUUAUUAGAAAAGUAACAGUAGGUAAACUGAAUUUACCGUUUGUGUUGAUGGCUUGAAAAACGCGCACACUCACAGAACAAGAAAAUAAAUCAACAGAACUUAAUAUGUACUGUGAAACCGUUUAAAUCCAACAAAGAUAGCCAAUUGUAUAGAUAAAGAACAGCUGAUUGUGACAACCAAGGUUUGAACUAUUGAAAAAGCUCGCAAUAUUUAAAAAAUCAAUUAUAAAGUAUCUUGUGAGAUACAUUGGGCUAAAGAGGGUUAAACGCACAUUUUACGUCAAAAUAACGUUAAUUACCGUGGCAGAUCCAGAAUAGGUUGAUUAAAAUAAAGUAAAUAUAUUUUACAAAAUGUAAAUUACAGAAAGAAGUUUUUUUGAAUAAAUCGGAUACUUAAUAAUGAAAAAAAAAAAAAGAAAUCUGUUUCAGCUCUUCCCAUGCCUGCUCAAUUGCUUCCCAUAGUUCAAUUCUAUUCAGUGGCCUUCUACGUGUAGUGGGAAUACUGCCAGGAAACGCUGUCUCUUCACUAGCUUUUCGAGAUAGCCUAGAUUUUCUCAGUAAUCUACUAAUAGCUCAUCUUGUUGCCGAAGAUCUUCUAUCCUGUUGAACAAAGAACAAACCAACCGUGAUAAAGAGUGAAAAUGAUACCAUCUUUGUUUGAUAUGCACAUAUUUGGCUCACUUUCAAAUCUGCAGUACUAGGCACUUGAACGUGCCUUAUGGCAGUUUUACAUUAUGCUAUUUUCAUGCUGGGCAAGAGCCAUGCAAGACAGAUCACGCCACUGCGGAUGCCCACGCGCUAUUUCCAUGCAAUUCCUGUGCUGGACGAAAAAUUAAAACAUGUUCUAUUUUUUAUGCUAUUUUGAUGCAAGUUGUUGUCAAAAUUCAUGUUGCCAACCUAACAAAAUUUAUUACAGUUACAGACAGUAAAAGAAAAACAUAACCUUAUCUUUACUUUAUCUUAGACUUAAUCACUAGUGGAUUAAUCUUUUCCAGGAGCUUAAGGAAAGUGCACUCGUCCAUUCUAAGAAAGUUUUUAAAACUUUGCAGGUCGCUAGCAUCCAAGAACUCUUGGGGUAACCUCAAAUUUCCCAGUCCUGCAUUCAACCAAGGUUUGACUCAGUAUUUUCGAGGUUUUCUGUUCUUUUUAUUUUUCAUCGUUGCUACAACACCAACAUUUAGUAACAACAAUGUUUUCUUUACUUCUGUUGACAUCCUUUACCUUUGUAUUUUUAUAAAUAGUAUAAUUAUAUUGUUUAUUUAAGUUUACAUCAGUAUUUAUAUACACUAAAAUAACCUCAAAUAUUGAAAUAUUUCUUCUGUUGGCAACAAUGAAAGUCGUACAGAAUUGCACAGAAAUAGCUCCGAUGUAAAAAGGCCAGGCUAGUCAAGAGAUGUGCCAUGCAAGACGGACUUGCAUAGCCUUGAUGUAAAGUCCGCUUUAGUGACCAAUUUUCUUAGAGUUUGACAAUUGCUCUUGUUUUUGCGCGUCAUUCAAAUGCGUUUUAAGCAUUUUGGGCGCGUUUAAUAGCUUUUUACUAUAUUUUUCAAUACGAGCGAAAUUUUUUGACAUCUAGCAAAUCCGUAGGACUCACAAUUUUACAGUAUUAGAAUGUAAAAAUGAAGGUGUAAACUAUUGAGUGACCGCAGCUGUACAUCUACAUUUUCAAAAUUUAUUAUAUUUCCUUUUCAUAUCCUUUACUCUGGCAUUAAUCCAUUUUCCUAUGGAAAUUUAUUUUUUUACCAUACUAACGAUUGGUUUUCAUAUUGGGAAGAAAAUCGUUAAAAAGAUUAUUUAGUUUUAAAGCGUUUCUUGUAAGUAUACAUACAUUAUUAUACAAAAUAUGUUGAUUCGUGUUUUUAUUACAAUAUUUGUAAACAACGCAAGUUGACAUUCUUAUUUCAAACCUAAUUAUAAAUUUUAAAUAGUUUGCUGUUACUGUAUUUGUUUCAAAAUGUUACUAUUUCUAGAUAUUACAUAUUACUUAUGAAAAUAUUGUUUGUAAAGUUGCUUAGUAUACCAACAAAUGUGAUUACUUAAUAUUUAGAAGUUUUUCUAGUUUAGCCAGCUGUUUUUAUUUUUUUUAAUUGAUCUGAACGUUUAAAGCAGAUUUUAAGUUACCUUAAUAAAUAUUUUUGAUUACCUA
Molecule: messenger RNA, 6087 nt
Organism: Diabrotica virgifera virgifera (western corn rootworm)
Lineage: Eukaryota; Metazoa; Arthropoda; Insecta; Coleoptera; Chrysomelidae
Gene: Msh6
Product: probable DNA mismatch repair protein Msh6
Exons: 15
Coding region: 87-3440 (1117 amino acids)
Biological process (GO): mismatch repair
Cellular component (GO): MutSalpha complex; nucleus
Molecular function (GO): mismatched DNA binding; ATP binding; ATP-dependent DNA damage sensor activity
Source: RefSeq, a predicted model, not a curated record